ACAGCUACUCAGGAGCAACGAAAUGAUCUUCCCUGGAGCCGCAGCAAAAUGCUGGAUGGACACCUACUCCUGGGAUGGUUAUCGUUCACACUCGUAGUGUUUGUCGUCCACUUGCCGCCACCCAGCGCAGCCUACUUCGGGUUGACGGGUAAUGAGCCGCUGUCUAUCCUGCCACUGAACUCUUUACCGGAGGAGAACGUGGGCCGGGCCCACUACAAGCUGUGCGACCGGCUCAAACUGGAAAAGAAGCAACGCAGGAUGUGUAGACGUGACCCGGGCGUGGCCGAGACCCUGCGAGAGGCCAUUACCAUGAGCGCCCUAGAAUGCCAAUACCAAUUCCGCUUCGAGAGGUGGAACUGCACCUUGGAAGGCCGCCACCGAGCCAACAUACUUAAAAGAGGAUUCAAAGAAACAGCUUUCUUGUACGCCAUCUCCUCGGCGGGUCUGACCCACGCCAUGGCCAAAGCCUGCAGUGCAGGCCGCAUGGAGCGCUGCACAUGCGACGAGGCCCCUGACCUGGAGAACCGUAAGGCGUGGCAGUGGGGCGGAUGCGGGGACAACCUCAAAUAUGCCAACAAAUUUGUCAAGGACUUCCUGGGCAAACGCUCCAACAAGGACCUCCGCGCUCGCGUGGACAUGCACAACACCAACGUCGGCUUGAAGGUUAUCAAAGCUGGUGUGGAGACCACCUGCAAAUGCCACGGGGUCUCCGGCUCCUGCACCGUCCAGACCUGCUGGAGGCAGCUGCUGCCCUUCCACGAGAUUGGCAAGCAGCUGAAGCAGCGUUAUGAGACCUCAGUUAAGGUGGGCAGCUCCACCAACGAGGCCACGGGGGAGGGCGACAUCUCCACCUCAGCGCGGGGACAACAGCAACAGCAGCAACAGCAGCAACAGCAGCAACAGCAGCAGCAGACACCUCAGCAUCCCCACCACCACCUGUCUGGUCUCAACGACCAGAUCCCCCGCACCAUGGACCUGCUCCACAUCGAGGACUCACCCAGUUUCUGCAGGCCCAGCAAGUUCUCAUCAGGCACAGCAGCUCGUAAGUGCUACAAGGACAAAAACUGCGAUGCCAUCUGCUGCGGGCGGGGCCACAACACCCAGAGCAGAGAGGUGACGCGGCCCUGCCAGUGUCAGGUGCGCUGGUGCUGCUACGUGGAGUGCAAGCAGUGCACACAGAGGGAGGAGGUCUACACCUGCAAGGGCUAAUACCGACACCGGGAGAGGGAGUUGGGACACUGUUCUCUGACGCCAUAUGCACUUUGAGGGAUUUUUUUUUUUUCCUUUUUGUUUUAUUUCUUUGUGGUGGCUUUGCGAAUUUCUCCUCAGACAACUGGGUAAACAUCUCAAGCCUUCAAGACGACAAAGAAUGCAACCUUUACAAAAGCAAGCAUAGCCAAGAGACUCGAAGAAGAAGAAGAACGACGUGUGUAUUGAAAGCGACGGAGGAGGUCAGCUCUAUCAAUGACUUUACACGCACAUUCUGUACACGCGCACAUGUUGUGUGUUUGCAUAUGCAUGUACAUAACUUCAUAUAGCAUUAUAUAAAUAUAUUGUAAAGACAUUAUACAAGCCACUUAUCUCAUUUUACGUUAAAAGAAACCACUAACCGCACCAACGCUUUUGCCGUUUGUGUGACUGAUCAGAUACUUUUUUUUUUAAGACUUCUCCUUCACACUUGGAGGGAAAACUUACCUUUUUUGGUUUUAAAUGCAUUUGCAAAUGUUAGUAUAAGUAUACACUUGCUGGACACUAUAUUAAGGACACCUGUAGAUCUAGAUCUCCUAGAUCUCCUAGAUUGUACAGGUGUUAAUAAUGUAUCGUCUGGUGAACGAGGAACACAAGCAGCCAGUUUAGGUGUCUCCACCAAAUCAAUGUUCAGGGAAUAACUCAAACCACUAUGACUGUUUGACGGCAUUAUGAAGACGGCAGUGGCCUUGUGUGAUCAAACUUGGACACUCCUCAUUGUGGAACUUAAAUCCACCCCAGAAAGCUGUGGAGAAAAUGGAGGAAUGUAGCCCCUUUUACUAGUAUUUCAAAUUGUUCCCUUAACAACUACCACCAAUCCUUUGAGCCAUACUCUUCCUGCCAUUCACAUUAAUCAACCACACAUCUCGUUAAGGUGCGGGAAAGCUGCUUCCGUGAUAAUAAAGGCGUGUGUAUUGUCAGCACAUAAGGUGCAUUAGAAUGCCAUUAUCUGAACCCUUGGUGUGCUGAACCACACUCUGGCAUGGUUCUGUUUACCAGAGCUCAAAUGUGUACAAUACACAUUAAAAUAACAGCAAAAAGCAUACAGAAAUUAUAAAUAUGUGAGAGAAAAUAAAUUGGAUCUGUAUGUAAGACAACAGCACUCUUUAAAAAUAUGUUUUAGGAGCUUUUUGUGAAAUUUUAAACAGUAAACAUAGCAGAAUAUUAAAAUAACGUACACCUUCAACUCAGAAGAUGGCAAUUUGAAUAGGAAUAUUUGCGUUACAUCAUGUGAUAUGUGACAUAAGCUGCCCAAUCAAGUCCUCACUCUCUGCAUAUGCAGCCUUUGGUCCCAUGACAAAGAUACCAGUGUGAAUGCUCAGCCAACCACACCAAAGUGUGCCCUGAGUAUCUUUUUUUUUUAAUUUUCAGUCCAGACUGAAGUGCUGAACUAUACCAGUGUGAACACAGCCUUGUAUUGUAUCCAGCUAUCAAAUACAGGACCUUUCCAUAUGCCUUGUUUUUUGACUACUGAGUGAGGGACCCAGCUUUGUAUUAUAGCGUUCAUUCCCACACUGAAACCCCUAGUAUUUAAAGACAAAAAAUCUGUAUUUAUGCAGUAGAGACUUUUGUUGUAAAUAUGUUUCUUCUCCUGUGGUAAAAAGGCAAAAGUAACGGCACAUGUUAUUGCUCAAAGUUUUAGAUUGUAAUCAUAAUCAUCGACCAUGGACCUUUUCUUUUUUUAAUUAAGCUUCAGGAAGAUUUUUUUUUUUGUCCUGAAUUUGAAGCAUUUUGAUAAGCAUGAGUCAUGCCAAAUAAAGCCCUGGUCACAUAUACAUAGAACCUCCACGCUGCAUGGAAACCAUAAUAGCUAUGGUGGUCCAUGCAGCUCAAAUGCCUUCUUGCCACAGCUUUUUGGUAUGUGUGCUCUCGCAACACAAAAAAACCCCAAAACAAGACGGUCUCUACUAUUGGAUGCAUUGACAGGAAUAGCAAGAUGCCCACAGAGUUUGUUUAUAGAUUGUAUGUAAGCCAAAAGAGGAGAAUGACGCAGCAGCAGAUAAUGAUGAUCUCAAACCACAAAUCCCAAAACUCUGCACUGUUUAGGUAGCAGUAGAUCAUGUACAAAAAAAAAAAUCUAUUUUGUAGAAAAAAAAAGAUAAAUUAUUUUUAAAUAUAUUAUGAGCAUGUGUUUAGUGUAAAUAACGUCAAAAGUCUAAAUUGAGUUUAUAUCAUGUAUUUUUUUAUGUUUCGGGGUGGAGGCUUCAAGAAGCAGUUCUAUGUAUUCAUUUCAAAACUUGCUGUUUUUUUUCCUAAGCACUAACAAAUCCUAACAAAUUUGUAUUCAUGUGCACCAUCUUCCGACUAAAUCAGUCGUGGACUAUUGCAUCUGAUCCGUUAGUAUAAUCAACUACUUGUGUGAAAUAUAACGUUGUCACUUUUACACAUUUACAUUUUUUUGUUAGGGUUUGUGUUGUGCAUGGAAACAAACAAACAUGUAUUGCAACAAUGAUGCCAUACAGCAAACAACGGUUUGUCAUGUCUUAUGGGAACCCUAAAUUAUUUCCCCUCUACCUCAUGUGUAUAGCUUGUAGACGUAAACAGAUCACAAAUGACUGGUAAGAAUGUAUUUAAGUUAUUUAACAUCUUUGUAUAACAAAGGCGGAAAGAAA
This is a messenger RNA of Doryrhamphus excisus (bluestripe pipefish), 3860 nucleotides long. RefSeq names its product wingless-type MMTV integration site family, member 9A (gene wnt9a). Gene Ontology annotation, molecular function: cytokine activity; frizzled binding. Lineage: Eukaryota; Metazoa; Chordata; Actinopteri; Syngnathiformes; Syngnathidae. Gene Ontology annotation, cellular component: extracellular region. Gene Ontology annotation, biological process: multicellular organism development; canonical Wnt signaling pathway; cell fate commitment. The record is from RefSeq and is a predicted model, not a curated record.